This is a messenger RNA of Olea europaea var. sylvestris, 1066 nucleotides long. RefSeq names its product homeobox-leucine zipper protein ATHB-7-like. Bases 67 to 654 code for a protein of 195 amino acids. The record is from RefSeq and is a predicted model, not a curated record. Gene Ontology annotation, molecular function: sequence-specific DNA binding; DNA-binding transcription factor activity, RNA polymerase II-specific. Gene Ontology annotation, cellular component: nucleus. The transcript is spliced from 2 exons. NCBI's taxonomy places the organism in Eukaryota, Viridiplantae, Streptophyta, Magnoliopsida, Lamiales, Oleaceae. Gene Ontology annotation, biological process: positive regulation of DNA-templated transcription.
CAGCAAAAACAAACAUCUUGAAAGAAUUUGGAAGGGCACUGGAGAGAGAGAGGGACCUUUCGAUUCAUGUCUAAUAUUAACAAGAUGAGCAAAAACAACUGCAGACAAAGAUUUAGUGAUGAACAGAUUAAGUCACUGGAGAUCACUUUUGAGACGGAGUCGAGGCCAGAGCUACGCAUGAAACAGCACUUGGCUAACAAACUCGGGCUGCAGCCUCGACAGAUCGCGAUAUGGUUCCAGAAUAAAAGGGCUCGAUCGAAGUCGAAGGAACUUGAACGGAAAUAUGACGUGCUUAAAGCGGAUUAUGACAAGUUGGCUUCCCAGUUUGAAUCCUUGAAGGAAGAGAACCAAGCCCUGUGCAUCCAGCUGCAGAGACUUAAACUGGCUGAAGGUACGAGUGUCCAGCUAUAUGAAAACAAAAACAUAAAGAUGGAAACUUUAGAAAAGUCAAGGUUUCUACUAGAAAACAGUGGCCAUGAUCUUGGCAUGCCCUUGUGCAAUGAUUUUACUAGAAAGUUUGACUACUUGUGGGAAGAAGCUGAUGAUCCGGACUUAGCACAAAUGGCUGACUGUUACUUAAUAUCGAAAGAACCCAGUAGCCUUAUCGACAAUUCCAGUUACAGUGGACAUGGUGGUCGGGCAUUUGAGUUUUGAACUCAAGAUCAGGGACAAACAUAAGAUCAUCGUCAUAGAAGCACAUCUGUCUCAAAUAUCCAAAUAGCAAUUUGAUGCAAUAUUAGAGAUUGAUUUAUAUAUUAAUUGAAGUUUCAACCAUGUCUCUGGAGUCGAAACAAUGAUGAAUGCAGAAAAAUCAAGAUAAACAAUCUACAGCUCAUCAAGAACCUGUUCAACUUAAAUUACUAUAAAUGUAUAGAGGCAGCAGAUAGAAAAUUGAGAUGUUAUAAAACAAUAUUCUUGUCAGGUUUUCCCGUGCCUUCUCCAUUCCCUUGCCUGGUUGACCAUUCACAAAUCCCAACAGCUAAAUAGCUAUAAUGAUAUUAUGUAUCUAAUAUGAUGUAAAACAUUCUGGCAUUUGCAAUAGUUUAUUCCAUUUCAUUACAGUAUA